AUGUUUCUCUCAGUUGCCUGGGAGACGACUUUCAGGUCUGCUUGCCCCGAGGACCGUGUGGUGUCCUCGAGGGUUGCUAAAGUCCCUGUGGCAGCGCAGACGCUGGAAGAGCUACCAGGCAGUGUACCAGAGCUUCAAGAUGAAAGGCCAUGCCCGAUUAUUCACAACACACAGCUUGACCAGUAUGAGAAAACCACAGCAGCUGUUGCUUAUCCCCAAACUCUUUGGAUGAAGAGGUGGGCCGCGUUCAGGCGCUGGAUCACUGCCAGCCGAAGGAAACACAAUGGACAAGAGGUCAACCAAGGCUCAUCAGAAUCUCAGCUGCCAGGCAGGAGUGAUGCAGAUCAAGUUGAGCAGUCACCAGGUGGCAAGGUCUACAUCCCCUAUGAGUCUGCUGAACUCUGCAUUGCUCAGAUAGCCAAGGACAUGGAAAGCAUGAGUAAAAGGCAUCUGGAAAUGGUCCAGGAGCUGGAAGAGAACUUCCAGAUGACAAUGCGGGAGAACCAGGAUUGUACCGUGCAGAAGAUCAGAUCUCACUAUCAGAACAAGUUAAACACUCUGCGAAAAAUCCUGGACGUCUACCAGGAGAAGGUGGAGAAGAAAAAAGCAGACUGGGAGGCUAAAGCUGAGAGCCUGAAAGCUCAAAACGAGCUGUUGCUGAAGGAGCAUAGAGCUGAGAGGAAGAGGAGCGUGGAAGAGGCCCUGCAGUGGCACAGAGAAAAGAGCAAAAUGCUGGAACUGUUCUCCAACAGGCUGGAUGCCCUGCACAGUCAGCAGGCCUCCACAUUGCAGGAGCUACAGAUGGCCCGACAAGAAAUAGGAAAAGUCCAAGAAAUGUUGGUGGUCUCCACACAGGAGCAGCAGGAAACCACAGGGGAAGGUGAAAACCUGGAGAUUGAAGGACUGUCAGCACAGCAACAGACAAGGGACUGCAGUGAUUCUGAUCAACCACUGGAGGGCGCUAAAGCUCGUCUAGAGGAACUAAAGGAGAGCCUGUACCAGAGGGAGAGGGAGAUCACUGAACUGCUGGAGGCAGAGAGAAGCCCCAUCCCUCCGGUGCCUCAGCCACCCUGUGGCGUUCUGCUUUCCCUCGUCAUACACAAGGCUCAUGAAAUCUGCAGUGCAGUGCCUGAAACCAGAGCCCUGUUAGACCAGAUGAUUGAGGACAAUCGGGUUGCUCUGGCCGAAGCCAGACACAAACUGGACCGACUCAAGAAUGUUCAAGAAGAAAGCAAUGACAGAGAGGAUGCCACUGACCAAGAGGGGUCAGAGAAAUACAAGUCAAAUCUGCCUCUAUUGCAAGAAACAGUGAGGGAAAUUGAGGUCUGUCAAAUCGCUUUAGCUUGCAUUAAAAAUGGAGAGAGCCCUGUGAUGAAUGACUGUGCAGUUUCAGAACUGGAGGAUAUCCUGGGUCAGGAGGCAAGCCAAACCACGGGUGGAGUUAAGAGUGCCGGUCAGCAGCUUCUAUUGCUGCAGGAUCAGCUGAAGCAAGAAAAAGAAGAGAAAAAGAAAAUAAUUGAGAACUACACUUCAGAAAGGACCCUGAGGAAAAAAUAUUAUAAUAUGGUUGAAAAUAUGAAAGGUAAAAUUAGAGUGUUUUGUCGGAUUCGCCCUGUGAGCCGAGCCGAAGCUGCGCAGGGUGGCGCCAUCGUUGUGGAAAAAAUAGAUGAAUACUCUGUCACCGUAGAAACCCCUCGUGGACCAAGGGAGUUUCAGUUUGACAAGGUGUUCAGUGCUGAAGCCUCUCAGGAAGACUUGUUUCAUGACACCAGCAGGCUGAUCCAGUUAGCUAUCGACGGUUACAACGUUUGUGUCUUUGCGUAUGGCCAGACGGGCUCAGGGAAGACCUUCACUAUGGUUGGGGACAAGGAACAGAAGAAUCCCGGGAUCAUCCCGAGAGCUUUCAAUGCCAUGUUUGAUAUCAUGCGCGAGAACAGCUCUAAAUUCAGUUUCAAGGUUUCAGCCUAUAUGCUGGAGCUCUACAAUGACAGGCUGCAGGACCUCUUUGCGAGCCAGGCUGGUGAGGCCCACGUACACACUCAAUCCCAUGGCCAGGCCAGGCGGGUGGAGAUCAAGAGGAACAGAAAGGGAGUUGUGUUCGCCCAAGGAGCAGAGACAAAAGAGGCUUCCAGUGCCCAGGAGCUCUACGCUCUGUUCCAGCAGGCCUGCGCAAACCGACACAUCUCUGCCACCAAGAUGAAUGUGGAGAGUUCCCGCUCUCAUCUUAUUGUUGGCAUCGUGGUGGAGAGCAGGAAUCUGACAAAUGGGAGUGUAAGCACUGGGAAGCUGAGCCUUGUAGACCUGGCAGGCAGUGAGCGAGCAGCCAAAACAGGUGCCAAGGACCACCAGCUGAAGGAGGCAAACUCCAUUAACAAGUCUUUGAGUGCACUGGGUGAUGUGAUCUCAGCUUUAUCUGCCGAACUGCCCCAUGUGCCAUACAGGAAUAGCAAGCUAACACAGGUGAUGCAAGACUCUUUGGGUGGAAAUGCUAAAACUCUGACGAUCGUCAACAUCUCUCCUACAGAAUACAAUCUUGACGAGACGCUCACAUCUCUUAUUUAUGCAACAAGAGUGAAGGCCAUAACCAACAACGCUCAGAGAAAUGUGGAAAGCAAAGAGAUUGCCCAGCUGAAAGAGGUGAUCAUGAAACUGAGAUCUGGGCAGAGCGUGGAAGAGGAAGAUGUUUGA
This is a messenger RNA of Neolamprologus brichardi, 2688 nucleotides long. RefSeq names its product kinesin family-like (gene kifl). Gene Ontology annotation, biological process: microtubule-based movement. NCBI's taxonomy places the organism in Eukaryota, Metazoa, Chordata, Actinopteri, Cichliformes, Cichlidae. Gene Ontology annotation, molecular function: microtubule motor activity; microtubule binding; ATP binding. The record is from RefSeq and is a predicted model, not a curated record.